Molecule: messenger RNA, 1047 nt
Organism: Spodoptera littoralis (African cotton leafworm)
Lineage: Eukaryota; Metazoa; Arthropoda; Insecta; Lepidoptera; Noctuidae
Source: the annotation of a GenBank genome assembly
AGUGCCGCUGGUGCGAUGUGCGACCGAACAGGCUUCGGGUCAUCCAUGGGGCAUUUCCCUAUGGGCCCCAUGUCCGCCAUGGGAGCCAUAGGGACUAUGAGCUCGAUCUCCGCGAUGAACGGACCUCAGCAGAAGAAAGUCCAGGAGGAACAUAUAAAAAGACCUAUGAACGCCUUCAUGGUGUGGUCGAGGCUACAGAGGCGGAAGAUUGCUCAGGAUAACCCGAAGAUGCAUAAUUCGGAGAUUUCUAAGAGAUUAGGUGCUGAAUGGAAGCUUCUCUCUGAAGACGAGAAGCGGCCCUUCAUAGAUGAAGCGAAGCGCAUCAGAGCUAUGCACAUGAAGGAGCAUCCUGACUACAAGUACCGGCCGCGGAGGAAGCCCAAGACCCUGAGGAAGGAGGGGUAUCCUUACUCCAUACCCUAUCCUAGCGUGCCCAUGGAUGCCCUUAGAGCUGGUAUGGCAGGCGGUGGCAUGGGUCAAGCAAUGGGAGGCUACUAUGGAGCGGCAUAUGGUCCACUAGGAGCCAGCAUGGCGGCCGCUGCAGCUGCAGCAGCUCAGCAGAAUGCUAUCAGCGCUGCUUUAACUCCUAACCCACAGGUUGGCUCAUCAAUGGACAUGUCGAAGUACUCGAUAGAAGCAGAAAAAUACCGCAGCUACGGUAUGUACCCAGACCCCUCUCGAGGAUACCUGGACUCCGCAGCCCUAUCCAAGGCAUACAUGUACAUGGACCAGCAGCAACAACGCUCCUACCCAGUCGACAUCAGUAAAAUGUACUCUGAAGCAUCAGCUGCCGCCAUGGCAGGACUUAGCUCCGUAAACUCAGCUCCAUCCAGUCUCUCCCCACGAUCCCCUACUGAUUCCCCAGACAUGACUCCCAAAGCCCAAGACAGGACCGAAGGCUCCUCGUCAUCAGGGUCAAACCCCUCCCCUUCUCUCCCCUAUUACCAAGGAUCCUCGAGUAUCCUCAUGCCACAGUACCCCGGACAGUACCCACAAAGCACCCAAGGAGGGCCCGAGUUCCGACGACCACUCACAGUCAUAUUUUGA